AUGAUCAUCCCAUUUCCUGUAGGACGUAUAUGGUGGUUCCGCUUUUAUAUGGGGCCUUCAUGGAAAUGGCUCAUCGGCUUUGGUCUCUCACCACCUAGUCUUCCAGCUUGUCCAAAACCUUCACUUCUGUUAGAAACUUUUACAAGGGAAGAGGAACCUGGCUGUAAAACACCGCAUAAAGGGCUGUACUGUGUGGACUGUGGAACAAAUUUCAUGGAAACACUUGUGCCGGAUGAACCUGAGAGUCAAUACAAUGGCAAUGUAGAUGGUGAAGCUCUCAUCUCCAGGAGAUGGCCAUUGGGCGAUUGGGUGACAUAUGACAAUCCUGCAUAUGUAGAUUGCGAUGGGACCCUACACGCAAAGCUGGAGAUGACACUCAAAAAGCUUUAUCAGGAUGUACUAUUCAAUGAUGCAUUUGGGACUCACAAUAUGAAUUUUACACCAAUCCACACAUCAAUACCGUCACUUUGUGAGUGCAAUAGUUUAGGCUACUAUGGGCCUUCUGAUAUUCUGAAUGAAGCUUUUCUUCAAUCUUGGCAAGGUAGUCUUUGUGAAGGUGGCCUCUUCAAGACCAUCUCCAAUGCAGGGCACUGGAUAUUUAACUUCGAGUAA
Messenger RNA from Suillus subalutaceus, 612 nucleotides. RefSeq lists its product as uncharacterized. The transcript is spliced from 5 exons. The record is from RefSeq and is a predicted model, not a curated record. NCBI's taxonomy places the organism in Eukaryota, Fungi, Basidiomycota, Agaricomycetes, Boletales, Suillaceae. The coding region runs from base 1 to 612 and encodes 203 amino acids.